GGCAAGGGAAGAGGGAAGGGUUCUGGGAAAGGAGAGAGAAGGAUUCCGGGAAAGAAGAGAAGGGCAGACAGUGAGGUCGGGAGGGACUGUACAUCGGGACGCAGAGUCAUGGAGACAUCUUUCCCUCUCUACCAUCUCGCCCCAGAAUUCAUUCGGUCUCCAAUCGUAUUUAUUGAGCGCUUCCUGUGUGCGGAGCACUGUACUAAGCGCUCGGGAGACAACAGUGAGCUGACAGCCUCGAGAAGGUGACGGAACACGGGUUGGCUGCCCGGGGAGAUGUGUACGUCCCCGGCAAGGAGGAGCAGCCCAGAGAGGGAGAGAGAUGCUCAAAUCUCCCACCUCCGCCUUGGACGUUGUCUCUCGGGGUCCAGUCGCGUUCAGAAAAGUGUAGGCCACGGAUUCGCCCAGCUGACGAAACAGAGGAGCCUCUCCCGUGCUCCUCCAGGAAUCCCCUCACCCCCACAGGCCAUGAAAGGCCCCGGUGGUCGGACGUUGGCACUGGGGUCCUGCCUGCUGCUGGCCCUGUGUUCGGCCGGCGGCGCCCUGGGCCGCAGCCCCCGCGGCGGGCAUCCCCGCCAGGACCCGGACGACUCUCAGGGAGAACUCGCCCUGGAGGAGCUGUUGAUUCACACCGGCGGGGUCGAGGAGAAGGAAGAGGGAUACGAUCCGCAGCUGGAGAAGUUACCGCCGCCUUCCAAGUGCACCCGCUGCUGCGACUCCGGAUACGUGACGUUCCAGCCCCUGCCGCAGCCCCAGAUCAACAUCACCAUCCUCAAAGGCGAGAAGGGGGACAGAGGAGAACGAGGCCUCCAGGGCAAGUUCGGCAAGACCGGGUCGGUGGGCUCUAGGGGCCACGCGGGCCCCAAGGGUCAGAAGGGCACCGUGGGGGCCCCGGGAUCCGGGUGCAAGAACCACUACGCCGCCUUCUCCGUGGGCCGCAGGAAGGCCCUGCACAGCAACGACUACUACCAGACGCUCAUCUUCGACACGGAGUUCGUCAACCUGUACCGCCACUUCAACAUGUUCACGGGCCACUUCUACUGCUCCGUCCCCGGGGUGUACUUCUUCAGCCUCAACGUGCACACCUGGAACCAGAAGGAGACCUACCUGCACGUGAUGAAGAACGAGGCCGAGGCCGUCAUCCUCUACGCCCAGGCCAGCGACCGCAGCAUCAUGCAGAGCCAGAGCCUGAUGCUGGAGCUGCGGGAGGGGGACGAGGUCUGGGUGCGGAUCUACAAGGGGGAGCGGGAGAACGCCGUCUUCAGCGACGAGUUCGACACCUACGUCACCUUCAGCGGCUACCUGGUCAAGCACAGCGCCGAGCCCUGACCUCUCCCCGCUCUCUGCCCCGACCCGCGUCCCUCCCUCGCCCGACGUGGACGGACCAGGCGGGUCGCGGCGGGGAAGAGGUCGGGGGGCGGGACGGGAGGCGGGGGGGGCGGCCCGGGGCUCCGUCUGUCCGUCGCUUAACGGCCCAUAAAUGAUUUAUCGAUAA
Messenger RNA from Ornithorhynchus anatinus (platypus), 1495 nucleotides. It is a transcript of the gene C1QTNF1, whose product is annotated as C1q and TNF related 1. The record is from RefSeq and is a predicted model, not a curated record. Lineage: Eukaryota; Metazoa; Chordata; Mammalia; Monotremata; Ornithorhynchidae. The coding region runs from base 277 to 1329 and encodes 350 amino acids. The transcript has 4 exons. Gene Ontology annotation, molecular function: protein binding.